Archocentrus centrarchus (flier cichlid) is the source of this 1852-nucleotide messenger RNA. Its product is annotated as copine-3-like. Gene Ontology annotation, biological process: positive regulation of tumor necrosis factor-mediated signaling pathway; cellular response to calcium ion; regulation of canonical NF-kappaB signal transduction. Gene Ontology annotation, cellular component: plasma membrane. The coding region runs from base 141 to 1727 and encodes 528 amino acids. The transcript has 16 exons. Gene Ontology annotation, molecular function: calcium-dependent phospholipid binding. The record is from RefSeq and is a predicted model, not a curated record. Lineage: Eukaryota; Metazoa; Chordata; Actinopteri; Cichliformes; Cichlidae.
ACUUUGUCCAAUUAAGACUCGAGUGUUCGACUGGCUGUCCAAUCACUGAAUAGUUACCUGUCUACAACACAUCUCCAGUUAUUUAAAGCUGCUGAGGGAAGACCAACAGACUUUCGUCGCAGUUACCAGAAGCUUGCAGUAUGACAGCCAAAGUGGAGCUGAGUGUCUCCUGUGCUAACCUGCUGGAUAAAGAUGUGGGAUCAAAUUCUGAUCCUUUGUGCGUGCUGCUGCAGAGCUCUGGAGGAGAUAAAUGGACCGAGCUGGGCCGCACUGAGAAGCUAAAGAACACCUCCAACCCGUCCUUCAGUCAGCGUUUCCGGCUGGAUUACCGCUUUGAGACGGUUCAGAAUCUGAAGCUGGGUGUCUACGACAUUGAUAACUCCACAUCUGACCUUAAAGAUGAUGACUGCCUGGGAGCGGUGGAGAUAACACUUGGACAGUUGGUUUCCAGUAAAACUGUGACCAAACCUCUGCAGCUGAAGAAGGACAAACCUGCAGGGAAGGGAACCAUUACUAUCACAGCAGAGGAGAUAAAAGACAGCAGAGCCAUUACAUUGGAGGUGGCAGCUAAAAACCUUGAAUCCAAGGAUGCAUUUGGGAAGUCUGAUCCAUUCCUGGAGUUUUUCAAAAAAGGUGAUGAUGGAAAAUGGCUGCUGGUCCACAAGACAGAGGUGGUGAAGAACAAUCUGAAUCCAUCCUGGAAGAAGUUCACCGUUCCUCUGCAGACCUUCUGCAGCAGCGACCUUGAAAGACCUCUGAAGGUGGAUUGUUUUGAUUAUGACGACAAUGGAUCUCAUGAUCUGAUUGGUUCUUUCACCACCAAAGUCUCUGAGCUGAAGAAAGCCACAAACAAUUCACCGGUGCAAUUUGACUGCAUCAAUCCUGAGAAGCAGAAGAAGAAGAACUCUGGAGUUGUGAUUGUCAAGAGCUGUGAGCUGACCAGUCAGUACACCUUCCUGGACUAUGUGAUGGGCGGCUGCCAGAUCAACUUCACUGUUGGGAUCGACUUCACUAGCUCUAAUGGUGAUCCUCACACACCCAACUCUCUCCACUAUAUGAGUCCAGAUGGGCUGAACCAGUACCUGUAUGCUCUGUGGUCUGUGGGUCAGGUGGUCCAGGACUAUGACACUGAUAAACUCUUCCCAGCAUUUGGUUUUGGAGCCAAACUGCCUCCAGACUACCAGGUGGACAACCAUCAUUUUCCCCUCAACUUCAACCCAGCAAGCCCUUACUGUUAUGGCGUCCAGGGGAUUUUUGACGCCUACAGGGCUGUUUUGCCUAAGCUCAGACUCUCUGAACCAACAAACCUGUCCCCCAUCAUCAACCAUGUAGCUUCCACUGCUGCCAGUGCUGCACAGACCAAUGCUGCCACUCAAUACUUUGUCCUCCUCAUCCUCACUGAUGGAGAGAUCUCUGACUUUGACCAGACCAGGGACGCCAUCGUUAAGGCAUCACGGCUUCCCAUGUCAAUCAUUAUUGCGGGGGUGGGAUCGUCCGACUUUAAGGCCAUGGAGCGUCUGGAUGGAGAUGAUGGUGUGCUGAAGUCAACAGCGGGAGAGGCCGUCGCCAGAGACAUUGUCCAGUUUGUGCCGUACAAAAAGUUCAGAGAUGCUCCCCAGACGGCUCUGGCUCAGGCUGUCCUCGCUGAGGUUCCCAAUCAGGUGGUCUCCUAUUUUAAAAUGAAAGGCCUGGGCCCAGCAAAAUCUCAGGCUGCUCCCAAAUACUAAACUCUGCACGCCACAUGUCCCAAAGCUCACUCGAACAUUCCUCAUGCCCACCCUGUGGAAGCUUGUUUCUGCCACUUAAAAAAAAAAAAAAAAAAAAAAAAAAUCACCAUCUGUAUCUCAAAAUU